UCCCCCUUCCGUGAUACUUUAUUUUUAUUGCAGAUGACAACCACUGCCGUGUUCUUCUGUGGGCAACUCGGAGCACUUUCAAUCAUUCUAAAUCUGUUUGUGAUCUCGGCUCUUCUCAGAAAUCGUCGUCGAGUGCUGACGAACGUCUUCUACGUGAUCGUGUUGCACUGCGCCGUGCUGGACGUUGCUCGUGGCCUGUGCCUUAUCGUCUACGGCAUGCCCUACUUCGCCAACUCCUUCUACAAUAUCAACCUCUCCAUAUCCACCAAGGUGACCCUGUUUCGAGCGUCAACGUUCGCACUGGUGGCGCUGCGAAUUUGCAACAUGUUGACGAUUUUCAACUUGCUCAUUUUCACUGCUAACGAGUUUAUAGUUAUCCGCUAUCCAUUACACUAUCGACGCUAUAUUCGACGGAAAGUUGUCAUAGCCGCACUCAGCUGCUGGUAA
Angiostrongylus costaricensis is the source of this 447-nucleotide messenger RNA. The record is from the annotation of a GenBank genome assembly. NCBI's taxonomy places the organism in Eukaryota, Metazoa, Nematoda, Chromadorea, Rhabditida, Metastrongylidae.